Mercurialis annua (annual mercury) is the source of this 738-nucleotide messenger RNA. RefSeq names its product leucine-rich repeat extensin-like protein 3. The record is from RefSeq and is a predicted model, not a curated record. Lineage: Eukaryota; Viridiplantae; Streptophyta; Magnoliopsida; Malpighiales; Euphorbiaceae. The transcript has 3 exons. Bases 1 to 738 code for a protein of 245 amino acids.
AUGGCUGGGAGUGGUAGUGCCACGUUGGUCCACUCAUGGAAGCCCCACUUGCAAAGUGGCGGUGCCAGGUUGGUCCACAUUGAAGCCCCACUUGAAAAGUGGCACGUCAUUGUCCCCAUGAACCUUAAUCUGGUAAAAAUGUUGCCUCCUCCUACUGUCUCUGCAAUUUCAACGAAACUUAUCAACAAUUCAAUACUCCCAUUUUACAAAUCAAUCGCCCUCACAACAAAACCACCGAAUUACUUGCUUCUACGUAAUUCACUGACAGUACGUAAUCAAAUUCCACCUGAAGUUCCGGGAAAGAUUCCACCGGAAUUCCCAAGAAGCCCUGAUUAUGCACCGGCUCCUUCAGUUCCGCCUGAAUUUCCAACAGCUCCUCCAGAGAUUGAGACAACUCCACCGGAAAUUAUAACGCAGCCUCCGAUCACUCCAGAGAUAACAACUCCUGGACCGGGACCGGAAUAUCCAGUCCCACCGCCUCCAACUCCUCCACCUGAUAUCCCACUCCCACCGCCAGGAACACCGCCGCCUGCGCCACCUAAUAGGCUCCCUCCAAGGGUACCUCCUGAUCCUGAUAUUUUACCACCGCCUACUUAUCCACCUCCUGAUAUUCAUCCACCACCUGAUCUUCCGCCAGAAAUAAGGCCGCCGCCUGGACCAAUUGUUGCUUUUGGUUCUGUUUCCAUUGCCAACUUUCUAUUUCUUAGUUUCAUUUAUGUAGUUCAAAGCGAUAUAUAG